AUGAAUAAACAAAUAUUAUCAAUUUUAUCACUAUCAAUAUUAUUAAUUGGUAGUGUAUUAUCAGCAACUAUUGACUGUACUGUAACUAAAAAGGUUACUGGUUGUGUUGAUCAAAAAUGCCCAGAUAUUCAAUCAUGUAUCACAAGUUUUGCUUCAAAUUAUAAUAUCCUAAAUAUAUAUGUAGAUGGUAGUGAAGGUAGUUUCCCUUGUAAACAAUCAGAGACUGAAUCUUUACAAAUAAACUCAACAGUUUCCAUCACAAUCCAACCUAAAAACUCAAAACAUAUCCCAUUAUUUGUUUGUGAAUUUGCAAACUCAUUUUUAAGAAUACAAUCUGGAUACUCCACCAUCCAAUUGUCUAUAUACUCAAUUAAUAUUACUGGUCAAAACUUCUAUGGUUACAAUCGUGGUAGCUACAUUUCAGUUUAUACACCAAUAAACUUUGAAACACAAAAUUAUGUUAAUCUAUACAAUGUAACAAUGACAAACGCCGUUGCUAACAAUGUACUUACACUUCAAAAUUAUGAAGCCGGUUCUCUUUCCGUCCAGAAUUUCAAUCUUAAUCUUCAAGGAUGUAUCAUAGAUAAAUCAAGUGGUGUGGGUUAUGGAGCAUCAUCUAUUUUAUUUGUAGGUGGAACUUUAAUUAUAACAUCUUCCUCCAUUACAAAUGGAAAUUCAUUGAAUGGUCCAGCUGUCACUUUUAAUGGUGAAGGAUUAGCGGUCACAAAUUCAUACUUUAAAUACAACUCUGGAUAUUCAGUCUUUAACGCUUAUGCUUCAAUUUAUGUUUCUUUUGCCCAAUCUUCUUUCGAGUUCAACCAAGGUUUGUAUGGUGGAGCAAUCCUUACUCAAUCCGAAGCAAUAUAUGUUACCCAGACUACAUUCAACUCCAACACUGCAACCAAUGGAGGAGCCAUUUACAUUAGAUCAUUAAGUGACUCUUAUCAUUAUGACACCUAUUCUUUUAGAGGUUCCAACUUUGUCAAUAAUACUGCUUCUGCAUAUGGUGGUGCAAUGUAUAUUGAACAAUCAAGUAAUUAUUAUUUCCCAGAAACAAUCUUUGAAUUAAACUCUGCUUCCUCUGGAUCGGAUAUCUUUUUCUAUAAAAUCAGUUUAUCUUUCUACAAUGGUGUUUUUAUGAAUCCAAUAUCAAACUCAUAUUACUCUGAAUAUCCAUCAUUCCCAUCUUGGGUAGUUGAUAUGAGUAUAAUAGAGACUAAUGUAGAUUCUUGUCAAGAUAACUACCAACUACUUGUAAAUAACAAUGUAAAUACUUGCAUUAUGGUUUCAUACAGAACUCCCUCUUCUUCAUCAUCAUCUUUUUCUGAAGAAUCCUCAAGUUUUAGCUCUGAAAGUGAAUCAACAAGUGAAUCAACAAGUGAAUCAACAAGUGAACCAUCUCAACGUGACAGUGAUGGUACAGCCACGGCAAUUUCCUUGACUAUUGCCUCAAUAAUUGGUUUUGUAUCAUUAGUUUCAUUCUUGACCGCUGUUAUUAUUGCCUCAAGAGAUAAUUAA
Molecule: messenger RNA, 1518 nt
Organism: Heterostelium album PN500
Lineage: Eukaryota; Evosea; Eumycetozoa; Acytosteliales; Acytosteliaceae
Exons: 6
Coding region: 1-1518 (505 amino acids)
Source: RefSeq, a predicted model, not a curated record